GAUAUUGAGUAGUGAUCACUUGUUGGUGUAAGAUUCUGUUUAUACAGAAUUCCUUUUAUUCAUAUGGCACCUAGACUUGUGUCUGUAGCUGAAUUGCAUGGUCAUAUUGACAGAGUAUGGCAAAUAUCUUGGUCUCCAGUUGUUCUGGCAUUGAUAUCUGCAUCUGGAGAUAAAUCAAUUCGAGUUUGGAAACCUGCUUCAGAAUCAGAUAAAAGCAACUGGACUUGUUCAACUGUUGUUGAUGAUGCUCAUUCUCGCACUGUGCGUAGUGUCGCAUAUAAUCCUGAUGGUCGAGUAUUUGCUUCUGGCAGCUUUGAUGGAACAGUUGGUAUUUGGGAACGAGAUAACAGCAAAGAAAUGGAAUGCGUUGCAUCAUUGGAAGGGCAUGAAAACGAGGUCAAGUGUGUUGCAUGGUCAGCAUCAGGCGUACUGCUUGCUACUUGUAGUAGAGAUAAGAGCGUGUGGAUCUGGGAAGUUGUUGGAGAUGAUGAAUACGAAUGUAGCUGCGUAUUACAAGAGCAUACUCAGGAUAUUAAAGCUGUAAGAUGGCAUCCUUUUGAAGAGAUUCUGGCUAGUGCAUCAUACGACGAUACUGUCAAGAUUUGGAAAGAAGAGGACGCUGAUUGGUAUUGCUCUGAUACUCUUACUGGGCACACAUCAACAGUUUGGAACAUUGAUUUUAAUCAAUCGGGUGAUAUGAUAGCCUCGGUAUCGGAUGAUAAAUCCCUCAGGGUAUGGAAACAGGACCCAAUGACAAAAAAAUAUCAACCCUACAUUACAUCUUUGAAUCAUCACGAUCGAACCAUAUACUCUGUAUCGUGGUCAAAACAUCAUGGAUUGAUCGCCACAGCAUCGGGUGAUAACACCAUAUGUGUAUCAAGCAUACAGCCUAAAAACAAUAUCAACCAGGACAUGGAUCCAAAACAUCCAGACCUAUGUGAUGCAACAAUCGUCAAACUGACUACAUUGGUCAAUGCACAUGGGCUAAAUGAUAUUAAUAGCGUUGUUUGGUGUCCUAUCGAAGGAUUUCAAAACUAUUUGGCUUCAGCAGGUGAUGAUGGAAUCGUACGAAUUUGGGAGUACAUGGAUGCAUAGGGCAGAUCUUAUGAAUCGAUCAUUCAAACUACCAAUAAAAGCAAGAUAUCAUG
Molecule: messenger RNA, 1148 nt
Organism: Batrachochytrium dendrobatidis JAM81
Lineage: Eukaryota; Fungi; Chytridiomycota; Chytridiomycetes; Rhizophydiales
Exons: 5
Coding region: 64-1095 (343 amino acids)
Biological process (GO): iron-sulfur cluster assembly
Cellular component (GO): cytosolic [4Fe-4S] assembly targeting complex
Molecular function (GO): protein binding
Source: RefSeq, a predicted model, not a curated record